AUGCUUGAUCACAUUGCCUUUUAUGUGAUUCUAGCUGUAAUCAGCUUGGUAUUGGUAUGAAAAGUUCAAGGAAAGAAGUCUAACUUAAAGUUCUACAACAGAAAUAUCAUGCUUAGCCUCCUUCCUAUUUGCUUAAAGCCACCUGAGGAUUGAAAACCAAUCAAAGAAAUGACAAUAAAAAAAUCUACCAAAAAGAAAAAAAUUAAUAUGCUUUAUAAUUCUGAUGCUGAUAAUUAUUUAUUUUAUGAUCGGCUAAUAGUGCCAUAGCUUAUAUUAUUCUUAUGAAAUGAGUAUAAAGCUUUCAGGCCACAAGCUUCAAAAUUGAAGAAAAAUAACUUAGAUUUAGGUGAAGAUAAAAAAAAAUUUGCAUUUGCAAAUAAUGGCUUGGGAGAUAAAGAAGAAAAAAUUUACCUUAUCCCUACCCAAUUACAGCGUCACACUACUUCCACCAACACUCCCAGAACCAGCAUCACUCCAAGCACCACUCCCAGAGCCAGCAUUACUCCAAACGCCACCACUCCCAGAAGAUCCAACACCACUUCAAACAAAAAAAGAAAAACACUCCCAAAUCUCCCAGAAUCUCCCAGUUCUCCCAGAAUCUCCCAGGCUCCAGACUCCAGACUCCAGACUCCACAAUUCCUAGAACUCCCACAACUCCCGCAACUCCCAGAACUCCCAGAACUCCCAGAACUCCCAGAACUCCCAGAACUCCCAGAACUCCCAGAACUCCCAGAACUCCCAGAACUCCCAGAAUCCCAGAACUCCCAGAACUCCCAGAACUCCCAGAACUCCCAGAACUCCAGAACUCCCAGAACUCCAGAACUCCCAGAACUCCCAGAACUCCCAGAACUCCCAGAACUCCCAGAACUCCCAGAACUCCCAGAACUCCCAGAACUCCCAGAAACUCCCAGAACUCCCAGAACUCCCAGAACUCCCAGAACUCCCAGAACUCCCAGAACUCCCAGAACUCCCAGAACUCCCAGAACUCCCAGAAUUCCCUCAACUCCCUCAACUCCCUUACCUCCUAGAACUCCCACAACUUCCACAACUCCCCGGAGCAAUCGACCCCAAAAACAUCAACCCCCAAAGAGCCCCAAAGAGCCAUCACCGGCAGUUUUUCGGGCAGCAAGCCUUUCCCCACGGAAGCAGCUCUCCCCACGGCGACCUCUAGGCUGGCCGCCACGUAGGGAGACCAGCUGACCCUUUAGCAGCGGGACGACUCAUUGACCAUCGCUGUCGUGCGCCAGGCCUCUUCCUCCACUAAGAGCUCCUUCCUUUCCUUUUCAGCGAUUCAUCACUCGAUUUCCUGUACGAUCUCCUCCGUAAUGCCAGCCUUUUCAAGGUCUUCCAGUUGCUCCUCCCUCUCUAGUCUUCUGUGUUUGCUGUCCGGUCUACUCCCUCUCAGGAGAUCAUCAAAUUCCAUCAGGGCUUGGGAGAUAAAGGAAUUAGCAAAGAAUCAAACAUACUUUUUGAUGGAUUAGGGGAUAGCUUUGAUCAUUUAAAUCACAAAAUCAAAGAAAACUUCAAUUAUGGAGAAGUUGAUGAUUUAAAAGAUAUCUCUGGCAAAAAUUCAUAUAAUUAUGAAAAAGUGCCAGCAAAUAGAGCAAAUGAUUUAUCUAACUCCCCCCCCUUUAAAUUGGAACAAAAUAUAGGUAAAAUUUCCACUUUUUUGGUAAAUUAACCCCCCCUUUAAAUUGGAACAAAAUUGAUUUUAUAAUAAAAAAUUUGAUAUAUAAAAAUCAUAAUUUUUAUGUAAAAACUGUUGAUAUAAGUUAAAUGCUUCUUCUUAACUAACAUUAAAAAUUUAGUUAUAUCUUGAUCUUGUUUAAAGAAGAGACUAUAAAGUGCAUCUUAUUUAAAUAAAUUUAUUAUCCUUAAUUGAUAAAUUUUUAAAACAAUUUUUUUUUUUUUUUAAAAUUUUUCAAAAAAUGUUUUUUAAUAAAAAUGAUGUUUUUUAAUAAAAAUGAUAUUUUUUAUUUAAAUAAUUUUGAUAUAAAUUCAAUGUGGAUUCUUUACAAAAAUUCAAAAUUUACUUAUUAUUUUUUUUUUUUAAAGAAUAGAGUAUAAAUAACAUCUUAUUUAAAUAAAAUUAUCACUUUGAUCGAUGAAUUUUCUAACAAUUUUUUUUUUUUUAUUUUUUUUAUCAAUAAAAAUAAUAAUUUUUGUGUAAAUAGUUUUGAUACCAAUUAAUAGUGGCAUAUUAACUAAUAAUAAAAAUUUAGUUACAUCUUGCUUUGUUUUAAAAGUAUAAAGAGUAAAUAGCAUUUUAUUAAACAAAUUUAUUAAUCUAAUUCGAUAAAUUUUUGAAUCCCCCUUUUUUAAAUUUUAUAUAAAUUUUUUUUAUUAAAAAAAAUUUUAUAUUGAUAUUUUGUUUUUAAAAAAAAUUUUUUAACCCCCCUUUAAAUUGGAACAAAAUUUUUUUGUUCCAAUUUAUAGGGGGGGAGUAAGGUUUUGGAAUCAAUCCCUUUAAAUCCUUAUGCUCAAGAAUUUAAACCUUCUUUCCAAAAUGGAAAGUAA
Messenger RNA from Blepharisma stoltei, 2517 nucleotides. The record is from the annotation of a GenBank genome assembly. Lineage: Eukaryota; Ciliophora; Heterotrichea; Heterotrichida; Blepharismidae.